This is a messenger RNA of Athalia rosae (coleseed sawfly), 3709 nucleotides long. It is a transcript of the gene Vps35, whose product is annotated as vacuolar protein sorting-associated protein 35. The coding region runs from base 866 to 3346 and encodes 826 amino acids. The transcript is spliced from 12 exons. The record is from RefSeq and is a predicted model, not a curated record. Lineage: Eukaryota; Metazoa; Arthropoda; Insecta; Hymenoptera; Athaliidae. Gene Ontology annotation, biological process: retrograde transport, endosome to Golgi; intracellular protein transport. Gene Ontology annotation, cellular component: retromer, cargo-selective complex; late endosome; retromer complex.
GGCUUAUGAAAUUGCAUGAAUUAUUGUCCCUUCAAUUUGGUGGGCAGCAUUAUACAACAAAUGAAUUAGAUGACACGAAAUAUUGAAUAACUUUUCGAAGUAUCUAAGAGCUGGAUUUUUAUGUUUGAAUUUCUAUGCUUGGUCUCAAUUUCACAUUUUUGAAGCGAGUUGGGUAUAAGUUUUUAAUACGCGCGGCACCCUCGAUUUCUCAAAUAAGGCAGUCACGUAUCGUCAUCGACGUUAGGUGCAUCAGUUUGUCAGAGCAAUGCAAAGAAGGUGUAUAGUAUAGGUAUAAUUUUAUCACGUAUGACCACGGCUCACCAAAUUGAAUGACGGAAUCAGUGCGGUCGAUUCAUAGAAAGGAAUAGUAGGGCUGGUUGCUAAAUUUAUGAGUCAAUGAUUGCGAUAAAGUGGUGUUGCGAGAGCUCGUUAUAAAACACACGGAGGUUAUUUUAUGUCCGAAAUCGCAAGAACUAUGUAAAACAUUAAUCCUGUCAAAUCGAGUCAAAAGGAAGUGUCAGACAAGGCAGACAACGUUUCGCGUGUUUAUCUGUCACUUCGUACGGUUGAUCGACCGUUGAAUCAAAAACUAGUUGCGGUGUAGCAGCGUGUGGAUAUAAUUAUAAUUAUUACUUACUAAAACUCAACGCUGAGACUGACGUGUCGGAUGUUAACUUAAUUUGUUAUUAAGGCUGAUAUAGUAUGCACCCGGUGAUAGACUUACUAUCGUAAUGAUAGUAACGUGAGAAGAGCUGCCAUUUUUUUGGUCUCCUAAACAAGAAAACACGACGAUAGUCUGAUAUUUUUACAAUAGAAAAGUAAUAAUAAUAGAAACAAUAGUACCACGCAACACAUUGACAGCAAAAUGGUAUCUCUGUUUUUUUCGCAGCCAAUGACACCAACCAUGACAGGCAUCGAGGAGCAAGAUAAACUUCUGGAAGAUUCAGUUGGCAUUGUGAAGGUUCAGGCUUUGCAGAUGAAACAUUGCCUCGAUAAAUCUAAACUCAUGGAUGCCCUGAAACACGCUUCGACGAUGCUUGGAGAACUUCGAACUUCGCUCCUUAGUCCCAAAAGUUACUAUGAAUUAUAUAUGGCAAUAACUGACGAACUCCGUCACUUGGAACUUUAUUUACUAGACGAGUUUCAGAAGGGAAGAAAAGUGGCAGACCUCUAUGAGCUGGUGCAAUAUGCAGGAAAUAUUGUACCUAGAUUGUAUCUCCUCAUAACUGUUGGCUUAGUUUACAUAAAAACCAAUCCUUGCCUGAAGAGAGAUUUGCUGCGUGACUUGGUGGAGAUGUGUCGUGGCGUUCAGCAUCCUUUAAGAGGAUUGUUUUUGAGAAAUUAUUUACUUCAAUGUACUCGAAAUGUGUUGCCUGAUGUAGCGGAGGGAGUUGAACAAGAGGGCACGGUGAGUAGGAGUAAAGGUUUCCCAGGAAUGUUAAAUUUACAGGUACGUGACAGCAUCGACUUUGUGUUGAUGAAUUUCGCGGAAAUGAAUAAACUUUGGGUUAGAAUGCAGCAUCAAGGACACAGUAGGGAUCGGGAGAGGAGAGAGCGAGAACGCGAAGAGCUCCGUAUUCUUGUUGGGACUAAUUUGGUUAGACUUAGCCAACUGGAAACAGUCACAUUGGACAAAUACAAAAAGCUUGUUUUACCUGGAAUAUUAGAACAAGUAGUUAGCUGCAGAGAUGCAAUUGCCCAAGAAUAUCUCAUGGAAUGUAUAAUACAGGUAUUUCCCGACGAAUUUCAUCUUCAAACUCUGAAUGCAUUCUUGAAAUCAUGCGCGGAACUACAAAAUGGUGUGAACGUGAAGAAUAUUAUUAUAUCAUUAAUCGAUAGGCUGGCUGCAUUCAGUCAGCGAUCAGAUGGGGUUGGUGGGCCAGGAAGUCCGAGUCAAAUACAAGGAAUCCCUACCGACGUAAAAUUAUUUGAUGUAUUCAGCGAUCAGGUUGCUACGAUCAUACAGACUAGGCAAGACAUGCCGCCUGAGGAUAUAGUAUCUCUUCAAGUUGCACUCAUCAAUUUAGCACACAAGUGCUAUCCAGACCGAGUUGAUUAUAUUGAUAAAGUUUUGUGCACUACAGUCCAAAUAUUCCAGAAGCUCAAUAUCGAAAGAUUGGAAUAUAAUAGUGCAGUUUCACGUGAAUUAUCCAGGCUGAUGAAGAUCCCUCUCGACAACUAUAAAAAUAUACUUACUGUCUUGAAACUUGAAUAUUUUGCACCACUUUUAGAAUACUUUGAUUAUGAAGGGAGAAAGUCUUUGGCUGUAUACAUAAUUACAAAUAUCUUGGACAAUGAGACUCUGAUACCAACUCAGGAACAAGUAGAUGCUGUUUUGUCUAUGGUGUCUCCUCUGGUUCAGGAUCAGCCAGAUCAGCCAACGGUUGAAGAAGAUCCAGAAGAUUUUGCUGAAGAGCAAGGCCUGCUUGGCAGACUAAUUCAUCACUUCAAGUCAGAAACUGCUGACCAACAAUACAUGAUACUUAGUGCGGCAAGGAAACAUUUCUCUACUGGUGGAAAUAAAAGAAUAAAAUAUACUCUCCCACCGAUCGUGUUCCAAGCAUAUCAACUGGCCUUCACAUAUAAGGGUCUGAAAGAACAAGAUGACGUUUGGCAGAAAAAGUGUCAAAAGAUUUUCCAAUUCUGUCAUGCGACAAUUACAGCAUUAAUGAAAGCCGAACUCGCCGAACUUCCACUGCGACUGUUCCUCCAAGGAGCUAUUGCUAUUGGUGAGAUUCGAUUCGAUAACUUUGAAACGGUCGCCUAUGAAUUCAUGAGCCAAGCCUUUUCAAUUUACGAAGAUGAAAUUAGUGAUUCCAAAGCCCAAUUGGCAGCAAUCACCCUUAUAAUAGCUACUUUUGAACAAAUGAGCUGUUUCUCUGAGGAGAAUGCAGAACCAGUCAGAAACCAGUGCGCCCUGUAUGCCAGCAAAUUGCUAAAGAAGCCAGAUCAGUGCAGAGGUGUUGCAACGUGCUCGCACAUAUUCUGGUCUGGAAAAUCGCUUGCUACUGGCAGCAAAGAGAUGCAAGAUGGAAAUAAAGUUUUAGACUGUUUGAAGAAGGGCAUCAGAAUAGCAAGUCAAUGCAUGGAUACGUCGGUUCAAGUUCAGCUGUUUGUUGAACUACUCAACCACUACAUUUACUUCUAUGAAAAAGGAAAUUCUGCGUUGAGCAUCCAAAUUUUGAACCAAGUAAUUACGAAGAUAUGGGAGGAAUUGCCAAACCUAGAAGUGAGCGAGGAGACCGAACAGAUUCAAAAACACUUGGCGAACACUUUGGAACACCUUCGUAAUAGAAUGGAAUCUCCUGAAUCAGACGGUCCCUCUUAUCAAGGGCUGGUCCUGUAACAGAGUUUUCUAAUUUCGUCCAUUUGAUAGUCCUGUAAAUAUUUCAUCAUUGUGAUAAUUUUUCAAAUGAACUUGUGUAUAAUGAAUAAUAAUUCGGUGCAGUGACUUUCAUUCCUGCAGCAGCUAUAAAGAAAAGCCUUCGAAAUUGUGAACAAAACAAAAAUUCAAAUAUCGGAUUGUACAUUAUUCAGCACUGUAGUAGAAAUAUUCGAACGAAAGAAGGAAAUUUGUAUGUAACUGUACAAUGCGUGAUUGUGUUGAUCAAAAUGUAAUGAAUUCAACAAGCAAACUGUUAUGAACUAUAAAAAGUUGUGUACGGAAUUAUUGAACAUUAUUCAAUAAUAAAUAUAUGCAUAACAAGAA